GUAUAUAUAAGGACCACAGUACCCGGAAUUGGCAUCACACUACAUCAAGUAUACACAUCGACCAGGUUGAAGUUUGCAGAUUCGUUGUAGACAACGCAAGAAAAAAUCACCAAACACGAAAUGGCUUUUUUCAAGAUUCUGAUAUUCAUCACCUUGGCCGUGUACUCCGUUGUCGCCGAAGAAGGAGUAAGAACAAAGAAACAUGCCUACCUCUCCGCUGCCCCAGCUCCGGUUUUGGGUUAUUCUGCCUCAGCCCCUGGUUCGUUCUCAUAUGCAUACUCCGAUUACACCAACUAUCCGUACAGUUAUCCAGUAGUAGGAGCUGCAGCAUACCAUGCACCCGCCGCAUACCCGGUAGCAGCGUACCCAGCGUCAGCUUAUGCCACCCACGCAUACCCUGCAAUCUACCACGAAGAUGAUGGCCAAUACUGGCCCGGAAAAUACGAAAAGGCGUAUAUCCCAGCUUACAAAGCCGGGUACCCGAGCUAUCCCGAAGAUGACGGCCAAUACUGGCCCGGCAAAUACGAAAAAUCCUACAUCCCAGCUUACAAAGCCGGACACCACUACUGAACACUCUCGCAACUAUGAUUCUCAACCUUCCACGGAAAAAACACCGUAGUCUUUAAAUUUUAUUUUUAACAAUAAAAACGUGAUCUUUUUUUCAUCAA
Metopolophium dirhodum (rose-grain aphid) is the source of this 668-nucleotide messenger RNA. RefSeq lists its product as uncharacterized. The record is from RefSeq and is a predicted model, not a curated record. Lineage: Eukaryota; Metazoa; Arthropoda; Insecta; Hemiptera; Aphididae. The transcript is spliced from 3 exons. The coding region runs from base 121 to 570 and encodes 149 amino acids.